Molecule: messenger RNA, 2340 nt
Organism: Ixodes scapularis (black-legged tick)
Lineage: Eukaryota; Metazoa; Arthropoda; Arachnida; Ixodida; Ixodidae
Product: neprilysin-1-like
Exons: 20
Coding region: 1-2340 (779 amino acids)
Biological process (GO): protein processing
Cellular component (GO): plasma membrane
Molecular function (GO): metalloendopeptidase activity
Source: RefSeq, a predicted model, not a curated record
AUGCAAAAGUGGAUAUCAAGUAUUGCAUUGCUCUUGCUUUUAAAUGCGACAUCUGUAUGGCAAGCAGAAGCCGAAAAAUAUAAAGAAAAACGUUGUUCAGAACGAAAAGCAUGUUAUAACGAUGUUUGCUGGAAAAGAGCUAACAUGCUUCUAUUUUCAAGAAGUGAGGUCGUUGGUUCAUGUCACGAUUUCUACCAUACUAUGUGUUAUGGUUGGGUAAGAAUGAAGAAAACUCUCGGGCUAAUUGAAAAUCCUGAGACGCAGCUUCAGCUCGAUCUACACGCUGCCCUAUCACGGAUAAGCUACAUACCUCUAACUCUCACUCACAAGACUCUGCCGUACCAGAUGGUCCCUCAGAAGGUCAGCUUGGCCUACAAGGCUUGCCUACGUGAUACGGCGGAUUAUAUUUGGAAACUUGAUAUUAAAAGGACUCUUAUGGAGCAUGGAAUUAGUAACUGGCCACGAAAACGCGCCGAGGUCGACAAAGCAAAAAAGAGCCUUGGACAAUUGCUUCAAGAGACAGGACUUAAACCCUUAUUAAAUUAUGCUGUGGUGAAGAAAUCGUCUUUUCCUUCUGUGUAUCGUCUCCAACUAGAGCACAAAAACUACCCAUUCAUACGGAUUGCACAAAUGGAUUCGGAUUGCAAAGAUGUCGAGUUUACAAAACUGACCUCUUACGCACGCUAUUUGAUGCUCUGUAUGACGACGCUCCGCCCGUUCUUGAGUGUCGUGGAAGCCUUUGAUAUUGCUGUUGAAAUUUUGAAGGUGGAAAUAGAAGUAGCAAAUAUUGCAAGCUCAAAUGGAACUGAAACCAUAAGCGACAUUAAAAUUCAAGAUUUCGAAGAGUUGUUUGAUGAUUUUCCAUUGCUAAAAAUAAUGGAAAAAGAUAUUCCCUAUGGUGUUAUGAAAUUUAACAAACAAUACCAAAUACAAGUCAUAGAUGGGGAAACAGUAGCCAACCUGAUAUACUAUAUGUCUACCUUGAACGAGCGUCUUCUCGAGAAUUAUAUCGGCUGGCAAAUCAUAUGCAAUCUGGCUCAAUUCUCCGGCGAGAAAGUGCACAAAGCAUUUGUGGAUAUAUUUAGAAGAGACUCGGACACCGAGGUCACCUAUACUGCGAGGCCCGAGCUAUGCCUUGAUUUUCUAGCCGGGAAAUCGGGGAUUAUGCGACCUGCUGUGCAAUACGUCUACAUUCAAUCAUUCUUUAACGCAAGUGCUAAAAGAGAGGUGAUAAACAUAAUAGAAGUAUUGAAUCAAACUUUUGUUCGCACAUUGAAUUCGUUUUUUUGGAUGGACGAGGAUACGAAAGUCGCAUUAUUUAAAAAGCUCAAACAUCUACGCUAUCACGUUGGAUACUGGGACAAGAUGCUCAACGAAAAAUAUAUUAAUAGCCUUUACCAAGACUUACCACGUUUUCAUAAUCACACAACAUUUAUUGAGAUUUAUCAAAUGGUGGCACAAAAUAAUUUUUUUCGUGACUUGCGGAAAAUUUUGACCGAGAUACCAAUUGAAAGAGCAUCUUUUGAUCCAUUACAAGUCGUGAUGUUUUAUGAUGCAACUCAGACAGCAAUAGUAAUGCCAGCUGCAUCUCUUCGUGGUAUGAAUUAUGAGUAUGGUCUUCCAGAUGCAGCAAAUUUUGGAACUUUAGCAAUACAUAUUGCCAAAACUCUCGCCACCAUAUUUGGUCCUGAAGGUACUCGUGAUUUAGAAAACCAAGAUGAGGCCACGGACUCAAAAGAAAGCAAUGAGUUAGGCCAUAAUUCUCAGCCAAGCCAGGAACCAAACCUUAACCAUGAACAAAGUUCAACGCCAAGCAAUAACUAUCCAAGUAAAUACCCGGAUAAACUAAACCCCGAAGAGUACAGACCCAAAUCCAAGAACAUUCAUAUGAGAUCACAUUCCAAUCUUUGGUCUGAGACCACGAAACAAGAAUUUCUAAAGCAUUCCUCAUGCCUUCAACGACACUUUUCCGGAGCCGAUGCUCAAGACUUCGUGGAGAGCAAUGAAACAGACGAGUUCAUGUUCCAAGCUUUUGCUGCAAUCGACUUUUCUGAUUAUAUCGGACUGCACGUUACAUAUAUGGCCUACAAAAGCUGGUUAUCAAGAACUGAAAGCCGUCUGCCUCUCAUUUUUGACCUUUGUGACGAAAAAUUGCUUUUUGCGUCGUAUGCCCUGAAAUAUUGCGACUCCAUGGAAACAAAUGCUGGUGACAUUAAUUUUGACGCCAACAGAGUCAACUACAACCUGGCCAUUUUUCACCCGUUCGCCAAGUCUUUUGGAUGCCCGAUGUACGCAGAAAUGAACAAAGUUGACACGUGUACCCUCAUGAAAACAAAAUAA